Paramacrobiotus metropolitanus is the source of this 1462-nucleotide messenger RNA. RefSeq lists its product as uncharacterized. Lineage: Eukaryota; Metazoa; Tardigrada; Eutardigrada; Parachela; Macrobiotidae. The transcript is spliced from 2 exons. Bases 213 to 1286 code for a protein of 357 amino acids. The record is from RefSeq and is a predicted model, not a curated record.
AAUAGUAGUGCAUUGACUAGCCGGUUCGGUGAGUCAAAAUUAAACUAUGCCAGUCUUAAUCUUAUCAGUUUGCACAAGUUCAACGGAUUUGCUUUUAACAAACUGCAAUCAUAACAAAACGGGUGAAGCCCUGUACGUAAAUGAUUCUCUAAAUUAUGGAGUGACCAACAGAUUGUUACUUUUUUUCUUUAAAUCCAGUUUCGUCUUCAUAAAUGAUUGAGCGGCUUUUAAUAGCAGCUGCAUUGGUAGCGGCUGCCAUUUAUUUACCUGCUGAUUAUGGCGAAAUUGUCUGCAAAGACCGACCGGUGCACAUUGCAGUAGUUCACAAAGAAUGUGUGCCCGCCGAGAAAGUCGCCAUGUGGUGCCCAAAUCCAGCAGUACCAAUACGACCACAAUCAGCGCAGUUUGCCAAGCAGUUUACGGCCAUGAAGUCUCCACGCAGUCGACCGAGUUCCAAUAUCCGAGAAUAUCUUAUUACCAUGAAAUAUGUCCACAAGAACGACCACUGUGAUUUGACUGCGGAUAUUGAAAAAGACGAAGAUUUGCUUGUCAACGGAGCGCUCAUUGAACUGAAGGAGGCUAACAAUGGAAAGUACUGCUGUUAUGACUUCCGAAACGAUCAGUACGGUAGCUGUUGGAAUAUCAUGGUUAGUACGGAAAGUUGCAGCGCUGAUACCACGCAAACCCCGACUUAUACUGCCGAUCAAACUGAUACGACCCAGAUCAAAGGAGUGGAGCUUUCUGAGUCGGCUCAGGCAACGGAGAACUCGGUUCCUGUGGAGAUUCUUGAUGACCUUAGUGCUGACAACAUUACACCUUUGGACAACCUGGACGAUAUGGAAGCGACCACUAAAGAGUGCGCAGCCAUAGGCUAUGAUAAACAUGUUGAACAUCUCGUAUUUGGAUGUAUUUUGUCGUUCACGGGAGGAUGCUGCAUAGUGGCGUUCGCUGCCUUCGUACACUCUGGAAGCCGUCAACACAAGCACCAAGCGAUUUUAAGGCCUCCGCCCAAAAACAUGCAAAGGCACUGUGUGUCAAAUAAUGAUUACGAAGACGCAAAGUCGAUAGUACAACAGGGCCAAGCACUUCUGGUCGAUAAAGAGAAGAUGACAUUUGAGAAGACAUUUGACAACUCGGCCGAUGACCAACAAUUGCUGCCAAAAGAGGAAGCUGUUAUAAUAUCGGUUGAACGGACUGCCCCAGGCUGUGACAUAACAAUAUCAUCUCUUGCAGAAACUGUACCAUUUUUCAGUGACAAAUUGGACGGGUCAUGCGCAUUGCAGUGAAUUGUAUGUCUUAAGUCAAUCAUUCAACACGCAGCUUUUAUUUUUCUGCUGUACUUGCUACAGUUGUGUGUAUUUUGGCUUGUUUUUAUCUUAUUGCUGAUGGGCGCACUUGCACUCGAAUCGUACUCCGUAUUUUUACUGGCUGCUGGGGUGCGCGGAUAAAAGCCAGAACUGAA